Messenger RNA from Neoarius graeffei (lesser salmon catfish), 4387 nucleotides. It is a transcript of the gene pde7a, whose product is annotated as phosphodiesterase 7A. The transcript is spliced from 14 exons. The record is from RefSeq and is a predicted model, not a curated record. Lineage: Eukaryota; Metazoa; Chordata; Actinopteri; Siluriformes; Ariidae. The coding region runs from base 908 to 2380 and encodes 490 amino acids. Gene Ontology annotation, molecular function: 3',5'-cyclic-AMP phosphodiesterase activity.
CAUGUUCGGAAGCAGCUUGCAGUGUUUUGGGAGGAAAAAAAAAAAGCAGCAGCAGGCUUAUGGAGUGAGGCGGCUGUGCGUGUUAUUAUUAUUAUUAUUUUUUCUAAUUCAUUUCAACAGCGCAAAUGAAUGAAGAGGCAAAAUACCUGCCCUGGAAAUGCUACAUUAUUGUUUGUUUGUUUGUUUGUUUAUUGGCCAAGCCACACACUGGUGCAUUGAGUGAGGUGUGUGUGCGCUCUCUCUCUCUCUCUCUCUCUCUCCGCAGUCAACAGAAAAAAGGGACGGAAUAAAAUGCGGCGCUGAAUGAAAACGAGUCCACUUCCGGGUGGAUUCCCUUCUUCCUUUAAUCGCUCGUUCACUCUUCCUCUUCGUGCUUCAGCGUGCUUUUUUCCCCCUGAAGUGGUCAUGCCUUUGUCUUUUUAUUCGGAAACGUUGUGCGGAGCCAUUUCACGAUGAGGUUCGACUAACACACACACACACACACAGCGGAGUUUAAAAAUGAGGAAGCAUUUUUUAAAAGACACUCAAAAGAUCCAGGUCUCGUUAUCACUCGGACCCGGUUUGCCCGAGAAAAGGUGGAUCGGAAUAAAAACCGAAUAAAGAAGAAGCGGAAGAAUAAAAUGGAGCAGGCGGCCGGGAGCACGCGGACAGCAGCAGCAGCACGGCGGCGUGUGCGCGCGCGCGCGAGUUUCCCCAUCCAGCCGAACAAAAUGAAGCGGUUCGACUCUUGAACGUCGGUUAAUCGUGUUUCAAGAAAAAAACAAACAACAAUACACGCAUUUUAGUUUUUUUUUUUAUUCAAGACGCCGUUCCAUGACAACCCCAUGAGUUUUCUUUUAAAGAGCUGUUUCUUUCUCUUUUAAUUUUAAUCCUUUUUUUGAUCCGGAUUCAGCGUUCAUAUUGUUCAAUGGAAGUAUGUUAUCAGUUACCGGUGUUGCCUCUGGACAGGCCGGUUCCCAAACAUGUGCUGAGCCGGAGAGGAGCCAUCAGCUUCAGCUCGAGCUCCUCUCUGUUCGGCGCCCCGGACCCGCGGCAGCUGGCGCAGAGACGUGGCGCAAUCUCCUACGACAGUUCUGAUCAAACUGCUAUGUAUAUUCGUAUGCUAGGGGCUUGUGUAAUAUUCAAACAGCUGUUUUCAAGAGAUGUGAGAGUGAGGAGCCAGGUAGGAUUUGAACCCGAACGAAGAGGCUCGCACCCGUACCUGGGUGUCGAUUUCCGCACCUUACACUCCCGUGCCGAGUCAGCGGGAUCGAUUCCAGCCCGGAGGAUCCGCAGGCUUUUCAGUUUCCAGCGUCACCUCCUGUCAUCCCGGUUGCUGCGCGGAGCUCCGCACCUGAACCCCCUGCACAUCCUGGAUGAAGAUUACUGCGGGCAAGCCAGGUGUAUGUUGGAAAAGGUUGGAAGCUGGAAUUUUGAUAUUUUCCUCUUCGACAGGCUGACGAACGGAAACAGCCUCAUCUACUUGACCUUAUACCUGCUAAAUCAUUACGGCUUAAUUGAGCUCUUCCAGUUAGAUAUGGUUAAAGUACGACGCUUUUUAGUUCUGGUUCAGGAGGAUUACCACAAUCACAACCCGUACCAUAACUCGGUCCAUGCUGCUGACGUGACCCAGGCCAUGCACUGUUACCUGAAGGAGCCCAAGCUUGCCAAGUCCCUCACUUCCUGUGAUAUCCUCUUGGGCCUGCUGGCAGCAGCCACUCAUGACCUGGACCACCCAGGGGUCAAUCAGCCUUUCCUCAUCAAGACCAACCAUUACUUAGCCUCUUUGUACAGGAAUACCUCAGUUCUGGAGAACCAUCACUGGAGGUCCGCAGUGGGUUUGUUACGAGAGACCGAGCUCUUCUCCCAUCUUCCCGCAGAGGACAGUGUGAACAUGGAGAGGCAGUUGGGCUCUCUGAUUCUGGCCACUGAUAUCAGCAGGCAGAAUGAAUACCUGUCCAGGUUCAGGAUGCACCUGGACCAGGAGGAGCUGUGUCUGGGAAACGCCUCACACCGCCACUUCGUCCUGCAGAUGGCCCUGAAGUGUGCAGACAUCUGUAACCCAUGUAGGCCUUGGGAACUCAGUAAGCAGUGGAGUGAAAAAGUGACUGAAGAAUUCUUCCACCAAGGAGACAUCGAGAAAAAGCACAAACUUGAAGUGAGCCCACUGUGUGACAGCGACACGAACUCUAUAGCUGAUGUUCAGAUCGGUUUCAUGACGUACGUUGUGGAGCCGCUGUUUGCCGAGUGGGCGCGCUUCUCGGACACGCGGCUCUCCCAGACCAUGCUGGGUCACCUGUGCCUGAACAAAGCCAGCUGGAAGGCCCUGCAGCCCGAGGAGGCCGAGUUCGAGCAGGACAGUGGCUCCAGAGCCUUACCUCAGGGAAGCGUCGAGUCCUGACACUGCCCCGCCCCGCCCCGCCCUCAAGCUUCAAUCACUUAUGAUUUGCUCACCUCCCAUCUCAAACCAACCACUGAUUUUUAUUUAAUUUAUUUAAUUUUAACACCCUUUUAUUUUCCCCUUUGACAUAGAGCAAUACAUGGAUACCUCAUUCAGCUACUGCUGCGAUUUUUGUUCUUACUCUUACGCAUUUUUUUUUUUUUAAUGUCGUUUUAUUUAUUUAAAAGUUUUUGUUCUGUUUUCAUCUGGGGGAGCAUCGCUAAUCGAACUCGGCUGGGGACUGGGGAACGCUGAACCCGAUGGAUCCCUUCUGCUGGGUUAAAAAGUGCCAUUUCUCCCCCCCAACCCCCCUACCCCUUACUGAAUUGCUCAAACACCAAGAGUAUUCACGUGACAAGUUUUUAAACGACUGCGCCAAGAGAUGGUGUGUGUGUGUGAGAGAGUGAGUGUGACUGAGUGUGCGUGUGUUGGUGCAUUUUGCAAACGAAUCUUCCUUCUUGUGUACAAAACUGAAAGAGAAAAAAAGACAAAUGUGAAGCGCCCAGUCAUUUGCUGCCUCUGUGAAGACUGUUUACAGAUUGUCUUUUUUUUUUUUUUUGUCAUUGUUAUAAAUGAAUCAUGUUGGUUCUGAUUUUUUUUUUUUUUUUGGCUUUAAGCACAGAUGUGAAGAACCACUUUUACAUGUUUUAAACUGUUGUGUUACUGCUGAUGUACUGAACAAAACAAAAGAAAAAACCAACCGAGGGACUGCACUUGAGUCAGUCUGAAACGCCAGAUGCCAUACAAGCGCCAUUUUGUGCUCCGUUGUGAAAUUUUCUCCCUGCACUCCAGAUUCUGGUGCCACAUGAUUCGGACACGCAGCUGCUUCUGCUGUGAAAGGACCAGGGACCGGCUUUCCUCCUUUCCCUCCUGAUCUUAUCCCCCAGUCCUCCCUUUCUCUACUUCCAUUUAAUUUACUCAUCCUCACACUUUUUCCCUUUCAUUACUCUUCCCUUUGACCCUCCCUUUCCCCUCUGUCACUCUGUUCGUUGCCCCGCCCUUCCCCAUCAAUCUCUCCGCCCCCGACCCUCUCAUUUUCCCUCAGCUACUCCACCUUUUCCCCUCCAUCACUCCACCCACUACCCCCAUUCCCUUUGCUGCCCCUCCAACUCUCCACCCUGUCAUCCUCCCUUCACCCCCCCCAAAUCAUUCCAUCCUCUGACCCUCCUCCCUUUCCCCCUAGUCACUCCACCUACUUGUCCUCCUGAGCCCUGGAUCGAGCCUCGUGCCACACAGGACAUGUAGCUGACUGGAAUCUCCACGGAUCUCGCUCAGGGUCUCGCAAACCUGCUCAUCACUCCGCUGGAAGAAAAGAGGAAGCGAAAGGUGCCUUUUAUAGGUAGCUGUCCCCUCCCCCGCCGUCUGGUAACUGCAGACGACAGACGUAGGUCUAGACUCCUUUUCCGAAUGUGUCUCAGCCACAGUCGAGCUCUCCAUCCGGAAGACUGCUUCAAAAUGAUGCCUUAAAACUAUGCACAAAGCUAAGUGACCAAACCAGCUUGUAUUUUCAUUAAAGCGCAUCAUCACGUCCAUUUGAUUCUCAUCCAGCCCUUUGCCUUCUGUCAUGGAAGAUUUUUUUUUUUUUAAAUAUUAAUAUAUGGCAGAUAAAUUGAUUUAAUAAUUCGUUGUUGGUUUUUUUUUUUUUAACAUUGAACAUUCCAUUUUUUGGUUUUGUGUAUAUUCUUUUUUUUCUGUACAGAUGGUGCAGUUUCCCCCCUUUCUUUUUUUUGCGCGUCUCUUUCCAGUUUGAAAGAGAGCAGGUGCUUUUCCCCUUAUUUUAGCUGAUUUGUAUUUUUGUUGUAAGUGCUGUAAGACUGUUGAUGAAAAAACUGUUUACAAUUUGUUGUAACAGCCAUUUUGGGGAGAAGACUUAAGUGUCAAGCCAUUUUGUAAAGGCUUUGUCGUACAGACUUUUUGAUACAUGCUUGUUGCAGUUGCAUUUUUGAUGAAUAAAAAUUGUUGACAUGA